CAGAGCUACAUCGGUGGUUAGUGCUUGAGAAAUUGGUUUAAUCGUGAUGGCAUCCGGAGCUAAGUACGAGAUUGAGAAAUUUAAUGGUGGCAAAAAUUUCAACUUAUGGAGGUUGAAGAUGCGGGCCAUGCUAGUACAACAGGGGUUGUGGAAAGCACUAGAAAGGGAAGCCAGGCUACCGAAAACUCUACCAGAGGAAGAGAAGAUAGACUUGAAGGAGCGGGCGCUGAGUGCAAUUCAGCUCUCACUUUCUGACGAAGUCUUGGGGGAGGUUGCAGAAGAAAAUUCAGCUUCCGCAUUAUGGUUGAAGCUGGAAGCCCUUUACUUAACCAAAUCAGUCACUAACCGAUUAUAUCUGAAGAAACGGUUGUUCACCCUCAAUAUGAAUGAAGGUGGUUCCAUCAAAGACCAUCUUGAUGAGUUCAACAAGCUCAUUUUAGACUUGAAGAAUAUCGAUGUGAAGAUAGAAGAUGAAGACCGGGCAAUUAUUGUUUUGUGCUCAUUGCCUGACUCUUAUGACAACUUUGUUGAAACUCAUCUUCAUAGUAGAGAUCAACUCUCUAUGGAAGAUGUCAAGGCGGCCCUGAAUUCAAGAGAAUUGAAGAAGAAGGUGUCCGGAGACAAGAGUGGUGAUCAAGCAGCAGGAUUGGUCAUAAGAGGUAGACAAAAUAACAGAACUUUCAACAAGCGAGGAAAGUCUCGAUCCAAAUCGAGAGCCAAGCAUGCUCGAUGUUACGAGUGCAAUGAGAUGGGACAUUUCAAGAAAAAUUGUCCCAAGCUCAAGGAGAAGAAAGCUGAAAAAUCCGGUGAUGCCAACAUUGCCAGUUGUAGUGAUAAUUUAGAUGAUGAAGAUUGUGUUCUAUCUAUCUCUACAAACUCCUCCAGUGAGGAAUGGAUUUUAGAUUCGAGUUGCUCAUUCCAUGUAUGCCCACGACGUGACUGGUUUGAAACAUAUAAACCAGCCACUAGCACGGUGGUUCUUGGUGAUGAUACAACAUUGCCUAUUGUUGGAAUUGGCAACAUCCGGAUCAAGAUGUAUGAUGGGAUGGUCAGAACAUUCGAGGUUCAUCAUGUGCCGGGUUUGAAGAAAAAUCUCAUUUCCAUGAGUGAGCUUGACUCCAAGGGCUGCCGAUACUCCUGUGCAGGAAGCACAGUCAAUGGCACAUGUGCUGUGUCAACUUCAAGCAGUCCAGAUAAAGAUGUAACUCGGUUAUGGCAUAUGCGACUUGGGCAUAUGAGUGAAAGAGGGAUGAUGGAGCUGAGCAAGCGUGGUCUUUUGUGUGGCCAGAAAAUUGGCAAGCUAGACUUCUACUUGUGGGGUCCCUCGCCUGUUGCAUCAAAAGGUGGAGCUGUGUAUAUGUUGACCUUCAUCGAUGAUUAUUCAAGAAAGGUGUGGGUAUACACCUUAAAGAGUAAGAGUGACGUGUUCCUCACCUUUAAGCAGUGGAAGACGCUGAUUGAGAAGCAGACUGGAAAACAAAUCAAGCGUCUAAGAACAGAUAAUGGUCUUGAGUACUGCAGUGAAAGGAUGAAUCGCACACUCUUGGAGAGGGCACGGUGUAUGCUCUCAAAUGCUGGAUUAUCAAAGGACUUUUGGGCAGAAGCUGUCAAGCAUGCUAGCUAUCUUGUAAAUUGGUCUCCAUCCAUAGCAAUUGGAUUAAAGACUUUAGAAGAAUUAUGGUCAGGUUCUCCUGCUGAUUAUUCACAAUUGAGGAUAUUUGGUUGUCCUGUGUAUGCUCAUGUUAGGGAUGGUAAACUUGAGCCAAGGGUAGUGAAGUGCAUAUUUCUAGGGUACGCUUACGAGGUAAAAGGCUAUAGACUGUGGUGUGUUCAGAAGUCACCUCGGUUCCUCAUGAGUAGAGAUGUAACCUUUGAUGAGUCUACUAUGCUCCAAAAAGCAAAAGAGGAGUCUAUAAUUGCAAAGCCAGACCAUGGAGUUAGCAAGCAGGUGGAGUUUGAAGCAACAACUCUAGAAAAGGCAGUGCGGGACGACAGUAUUGUCCUAAAGAAUCUAGAUGAGGUGCAAGAUCCAGAGCUAACAGAUACUCCAAUGGAGGUGGAGGCACCUGAACAAACACAACAACAGUAUAAUAUUGCUACUGGUAGACAGAGGAGGGAGACCAAACCACCUCAGAGAUAUGGCUAUAUAGAUUAUGUUGCCUAUGCUCUAUCAGUUACAGAACCAGUGGAGGCUGAGGAUCCCAACACUUAUCGGGAAGCAAUUACCAGUAAAGAAUCUCCUUAUUGGCUUGCUGCCAUGACAGAGGAGAUUGAGUCUCUACAUAAGAACCAGACAUGGAAGCUUGUCAUGCCACCAAAGGGACAAAGAAUUGUUGGAUGCAAAUGGAUCUUCAGGAGAAAAGAAGGAAUCCCAGGGGUAGAGACAACCAGAUUCAAGGCCAGAUUGGUUGCGAAGGGUUUCACACAACGAGAGGGUAUUGAUUUCCAUGAGGUAUUCUCUUCUGUGGUGAAACACAGCUCUAUUCGUGUUUUACUUGCCAUGGUUACUUUAUAUGAUCUUGAGUUGGAGCAGCUUGAUGUAAAGACUACUUUCCUUCAUGAAAUCCUUAUGUGGAUUGAAGCAGUCGCCUCGGCAGUGCUUGGAGAUGGUUCUUGGGUUUACUUGCUGUUGUAUGUUGAUGGCAUGCUUAUUGCUGCCAAAAGCAUGUUAAUCAUUGAUGAUUUGAAGAAGCAACUUAGUGGUGAGUUUAAGAUGAAAGACUUGGGUGCAGCUAAGAAGAUCUUAGGAAUGGAGAUUCACAGGGACCACAAGGGAGGUAAAUUGUUUCUCUCUCAAAAGAAGUACAUUGAAAAAGUACUUGAGCGGUUUGGCUUACAUGAAGCUAAGGCUGUGACUACUCCUUUGGGAGCACAUUUUAAGCUUUCAUCAAAUUUGUCACCAGAAACGGAGGAGGAGAAGAAGUUUAUGGCACGUGUUCCUUAUGCGAGUGCUGUUGGGAGUUUAAUGUAUGCUAUGGUAUGUACUCAUCCUGAUAUUUCACAUGUAGUUAGUGUGGUUAGUCGGUAUAUGGCUAAUCCAGGUAAAGGACACUGGGAAGCUGUGAAGUGGAUCCUCCGGUAUUUACGAGGCACGGUAGAUGUUGGACUAGUCUAUGAUCGGAGUGCUAAUCCAAGUGGAAAUGUAGUCGGAUUUGUUGACUUUGAUUUUGCCGACGAUUUGGACAAAAGGAGAUCAACUACAGGAUAUGUCUUUACUCUCUUAGGGUGUGCCAUUAGUUGGAAAGCUACAUUGCAAUCAACAGUCGCCUUGUCAACAACUGAGGCAGAGUAUAUGGCAAUUACUGAGGCAGUAAAGGAAGCAUUAUGGCUAAAGGGUUUGGUCAGUGAUCUCGGGAAUCAAAUCAAUGGCUCCAUCCCUUCGGAGCUGACAAACCUUAAGAACUUAACUGAUUUCGAUCUUGGGCAAAACAGUUUAAAGGGCACAAUCCCAUCAUCUUUGAGUCUCUUGUCCAGUUUGUGGAUCCUGUACCUUGGAACAAAUUCUUUUGAGGGCUCCAUCCCACCAAACAUAGGAAAUCUAAGUAAUUUCGAAGUUCUGAAUCUUGGUGGCCCAAUCCCACCAAAUUUGGCUGGUUUUCCAUACAACUCUUUUAUAGGCAACCCAGGUUUAUACGGUUAUCCUCUUAGCAGCCCCACUACUUCGCCUUCUCCUUUCACUCAACAUAGAAAAAAUUCCAACAAAGUGAUGAAACAUAUUAAAAUUAUUCUUCUUAGCACCAUUUCUCUUGCGUUGGUAUCUCUGGCAUUGUUGUUACUUUCUCGAAGAAUAAAUGGAGCUAAAAGUAAGGACGCAAUUCUAACUCCAACGAAAAAUGGGGAUAUGUUCUCAAUAUGGAACUUUGAUGGGAGGGUUGCAUUUGAAGACAUUAUUGCAGCAACUGAAGACUUCGACAUUCGAUAUUGCAUUGGUACUGGUGGCUAUGGUAGUGUUUACAAGGCACAAUUGCCAAAUGGCAAAGUAGUUGCCUUAAAGAAACUUCACCGAAGGGAAUCAGAGGUACCCACUUUUGACAGGAGCUUUAGGAAUGAAGCUAAGAUGUUGACAGAAAUACAACAUAAGAAUAUUGUCAAGCUUCAUGGGUUCUGUCUGCAUAGACAGUGCAUGUUUUUGAUCUAUGAAUACAUGGAAAGAGGAAGCUUGUUUUGCGUUCAUAGAGAUGAAGCUAAAGCUGUGGAAUUGGAUUGGAUGAAAAGAGUGAAUGUCAUAAAAAGUACAGCACAUGCUUUGUGCUACCUUCACCAUGACUGUAUCCCAUCCAUCCUUCAUCGGGACAUAUCAAGCAACAACAUUCUAUUAAACUUGGAGUUAGAGGCUUUUGUUUCUGACUUUGGAAAUGCUAGACUUUUGGAUCCUGAUUCAUCUAAUCAUACCACACUUGCUGGCACCUAUGGUUAUAUUGCCCCGGAGCUUGCCUAUACAAUUGUUGUGACUAAGAAAUGUGAUGUUUAUAGCUUUGGGGUUGUAGCAUUGGAAGUACUAAUGGGAAGGCAUCCUAGAGAAUUGUUGACAUUGUUAUCAAAACCAUAUUCUUUGCAAAAUGUGAUGCUAAGUGAUGUAUUGGACACACGUCUAUCGCCUCCAAGAAGCAGAAAUGUUAUCCAAAGUACUGUUGUUGCUGCCAUGCUUGCAUUGGCUUGCUUGCGUGCAAAACCCAAGUCCAGACCAACAAUGAAAUAUGUGUCUCAACAAUUUGUUGCUUGCCAAAAACAGCGUUUGAAGCCUAUUUCAACUAUUUCUUUGUUGGAACUUGUAAGUUCUGAUUUGGGGAUGGAAAAUGGAAGAGAACCUCAACCAGAAGUUGUAUUAGAACUUGCAAAACUAAAUGCUGAUUUGGGAUGGAAAAUGAGAGAGAACCUCAUAUACAAGUUUCAUGUCAUCUAGAUGAUGAGUUCCAUGGUUCUUCCUCAAAUUAGAUUCAACCGAGUUUCCUUGUCCUUUGUUUUAUUGAAAAAAUAAAUCUGUUUGUCUAUU
This is a messenger RNA of Rubroshorea leprosula, 4993 nucleotides long. Lineage: Eukaryota; Viridiplantae; Streptophyta; Magnoliopsida; Malvales; Dipterocarpaceae. The record is from the annotation of a GenBank genome assembly.